Ochotona curzoniae (black-lipped pika) is the source of this 6635-nucleotide messenger RNA. RefSeq names its product ubiquitin specific peptidase 38 (gene USP38). Gene Ontology annotation, biological process: protein deubiquitination; ubiquitin-dependent protein catabolic process. Gene Ontology annotation, molecular function: cysteine-type deubiquitinase activity; cysteine-type endopeptidase activity. Bases 404 to 3532 code for a protein of 1042 amino acids. Gene Ontology annotation, cellular component: nucleus; cytosol. The transcript has 10 exons. The record is from RefSeq and is a predicted model, not a curated record. Lineage: Eukaryota; Metazoa; Chordata; Mammalia; Lagomorpha; Ochotonidae.
CUGGGUGUCUGCAGCCGGACUGCUGCCGGCAUCGUCCGUGACAGCCCGUCCUGACUCAGCCGAGGGCCCGGCUCUGCGCUCGGCCUGCGGGAGCCCGGCCGCCCGCAGCCGGCGCGCCUCCUCCACCUGCGGGCUCGCAGCCCCGAACCACCUGCUGGACUCGGCCCCUGGACGCCGAUGCUAGGGGACUCCGCGGGCCCGGGGCGGUGGCGGCCGAGUGCGGGCCUCGGGCGCCCCAGCCUCGCCGCUCCUGCCCGGGCGUAGAUGGAUCCUCCUGCCCGAUAGAUGUGGCUGCUGAGGCGGUGGUGGCGGUGGCCAGUCCAGCUCUCUUCGGGCCUGUCUCGGGGCUUCCGCCGCUCGCGGCUUCUCCUCACCUCGACUCUGGCCUUGCCCCGUGGCCACCAUGGACAAGAUCCUGGAGGGCCUGGUGAGCUCCUCGCACCCGCUGCCCCUCAAGAGGGUGAUUGUGCGCAAGGUGGUGGAGUCGGCCGAGCACUGGCUCGACCAGGCGCAGUGCGAGGCCAUGUUUGACCUGACCACUAGGCUCAUCCUGGAGGGCCAGGAUCCCUUCCAGCGGCAGGUGGGACACCAGGUGCUCGAGGCCUAUGCGCGCUACCACCGGCCGGAGUUCGAGGCCUUCUUCAACAAGACCUUCGUGCUGAGCCUGCUUCAGCAGGGCUACCACUCGCUGGACAGGAAGGACGUGGCCAUCCUGGACUACAUUCACAACGGCCUGAAGCUGAUCAUGAGCUGCCCGUCGGUGCUAGACCUCUUCAGCCUGCUGCAGGUGGAGGUGUUGCGGAUGGUCUGCGAGAGGCCCGAGCCGCCGCUCUGCGCCCGGCUGAGUGACCUUCUGACCGACUUUGUGCAGUGCAUCCCCAAAGGGAAGCUGUCCAUCACGUUCUGUCAGCAGCUGGUUCGCACCAUAGGCCACUUCCAGUGCGCGUCUAGCCAGGAAAAGGAGCUACGGGAGUAUGUCUCCCAGGUGACCAAAGUUAGCAACUUGCUGCAGAACAUCUGGAAGGCUGAGCCCUCCACACUGCUGCCUUCCCUGCAAGAAAUUUUUGCAAGCAUUUCUUCCACAGAGGCAUCAUUUGAGCCGUCUGUGGCGCUGGCAAGUCUCGUGCAGCACAUUCCUCUGCAGAUGAUCACGGUUCUCAUCAGGAGUCUGACUGCAGAUCCAAACGUGAAGGACGCCAGCAUGACCCGAGCUCUUUGCAGAAUGAUUGACUGGCUCUCCUGGCCAUUGGCUCAACAUGUGGAUACGUGGGUAAUAGCACUCCUGAAAGGACUGGCAGCAGUUCAGAAGUUUACUAUUUUGAUAGAUGUCACUUUGCUGAAAAUAGAACUGGUUUUUAAUCGACUUUGGUUUCCGCUUGUGAGACCUGGUGCUCUUGCAGUUCUUUCUCACAUGCUGCUUAGUUUUCAGCAUUCUCCGGAGGCAUUUCACUUGGUUGUUCCUCAUGUGGUUAAUUUAGUUCACUCUUUCAAAAGUAAUGGCCUGCCUUCUAGUACAGCCUUCUUAUUACAGUUAACUGAAUUAAUACACUGUAUGAUGUAUCAUUAUUCUGGAUUUCCAGAUCUCUAUGAACCUAUUCUGGAGGCCAUAAAGGACUUUCCUAAGCCCAGUGAAGAGAAGAUUAAGUUGAUUCUCAAUCAAAGUGCUUGGACUUCUCAAUCUAAUUCUCUGGCAUCUUGCUUGUCUAGACUUUCUGGAAAAUCUGAAACUGGAAAGACUGGUCUUAUUAACUUAGGAAACACGUGUUAUAUGAAUAGUGUUAUACAAGCAUUGUUUAUGGCCACAGAUUUCAGGAGACAAGUAUUAUCUUUAAAUCUAAAUGGGUGUAAUUCACUAAUGAAAAAAUUACAGCAUCUUUUUGCUUUUUUGGCUCAUACACAGAGGGAAGCAUAUGCACCUCGGAUAUUCUUUGAGGCCUCCAGACCUCCGUGGUUUACUCCCAGGUCACAGCAAGACUGUUCUGAAUACCUCAGGUUUCUGUUAGACAGGCUCCAUGAAGAGGAAAAGUUACUGAAAGUUCAGUCUUUGCACAAGUCUUCUGAAAGCCUCGGGUGCAGUGAAAAGUCUCUACAGGAAGUAGUCAGUAAAGCAGCUGCACUAACAGAAACCCCCUGCACAAGUGAUAGUGAUAAGACUUUAAUAGAAAAAAUGUUUGGAGGAAAGCUACAAACUCACAUACGUUGUUUGAACUGCAGGAGUACCUCACAAAAAGUAGAAGCCUUUACAGAUCUUUCCCUUGCCUUUUGUCCUUCCUCUGCUGUGGAGAACUUGUCUUUCCAAGACCCAGCGUCAUCGCCCAACAUGCAUGAUGAUGGCCUGCUCCAAACCAUUGUGUCUGGUCCUUCAAAGGAAUCAGUGGUGUAUAAUCCAGCAACAGCUGCCUUUGUCCAUGAUACAGUUGUGGAUGAAAGAACAAUACACAGUCUUCCUGAUGAGUUUCACUGUGCUGACAGCACUUCUGUACCUAAUGAAUCUAACAGGAUUCUUGCUAAUAAAGAUGUACCUCAAAAAUCAGGAGGUGAAAUCACACCUUCAGUGACUGACUUACUAAAUUAUUUUUUGGCUCCAGAGAUUCUUACUGAUGACAACCAAUAUUAUUGUGAAAACUGUGCCUCUCUGCAGAAUGCUGAAAAAACUAUGCAAAUCACGGAGGAACCUGAAUACCUUAUUCUUACUCUCCUGAGAUUUUCGUAUGAUCAGAAGUAUCACGUGAGAAGAAAAAUUUUAGACAAUGUGUCACUGCCACUGGUUUUGGAGUUGCCAGUUAAAAGAACUACUACUUUCUCUUCAUUGUCAGAAAGUUGGUCUGUAGAUGUUGACUUCACUGAUAUUAGUGAGAACCUAGCUAAGAAAUUAAAGCCUUCUGGAACUGAAGAGACUUGCUGCCCCAAAUUGGUGCCCUAUCUGUUAAGCUCUGUUGUUGUUCACUCUGGUGUGUCCUCUGAAAGUGGGCAUUACUAUUCUUAUGCCAGAAACAUCACAGGUACAGAGCCCUCCUACCAGAUGUGCCACCAGUCUGAAACUCUGGCUUUAGCCUCCUCCCAGAAUCAUUUACUAGGGAGAGAGAGUCCCAGUGCAAUCUUUGAACAGGAUUUGGAAAGUAAAGAAAUGUCAAAAGAAUGGUUUUUAUUUAAUGACAGCAGAGUGACAUUUACUUCAUUUCAGUCAGUCCAGAAAAUCACAAGUAGGUUUCCAAAGGACACAGCAUAUGUACUUUUGUAUAAAAAACAGAAUAGCACUAAUGGUUUAAGUGGUAGUAAUCCAGCCAGUGGACUCGGGGUAAAUGGAGAUCCGCCUCUACAGAAGGAACUUAUGGAUGCUAUAACAAAAGACAAUAAACUAUAUUUGCAGGAACAAGAGUUGAAUGCUCGAGCACGGGCCCUACAAGCUGCAUCUGCCUCCUGUUCUUUUCGGCCCAAUGGAUUUGAUGACAAUGACCCCCCAGGAAGCUGUGGACCCACUGGUGGAGGGGGAGGAGGAGGAUUUAAUACAGUGGGCCGACUCGUAUUUUGAUGCUAAGAGAGUCCAAAAUGCAUUGAUCACAAAAUAUCCAAUACUAUGACUGUUAAAAUGUCAUACUGUAACAAAUAUCAUAUCUUUAUUUUUUCUUUUCAUUAGACCCUUAUAAUUUAAGAAAACACACUCAGUGCUUGUUUUUAUUUUCUAAUACAUUUAUCAACAAAGUGCAUCAUGGGGAAAAAAAUCUACCUCUUAAAAUUCCACUUGCUUCUAUGGUUAGAUAUGCUUGACCAAAAAUUGUUUGGAGUAAAAUAUGUACCUAGUCUAAUUAAGCUGCAUUAAAUCUGGUAGAAGCAUUUUAAAUGGUCUACUCUCAGUUUUACUGAACAAAAUAUGUAAUUGAUCUAGCAUUCUUUAUUAAAAAAAAUUGAUAGUAGAGGUAAGGAAAAAUUUUCUAAAAGAAAUUUAUUUCCAGUGUAGUUAUCCCAUAUUCAAAUUUUUGAAAAUACUGGAGAUGACACAUUCUCUAAUGAAGGCAAUAAUUUUAACAUAAAAUUUAUCAAGCAGUAAUACUUUCAGGUUUUUGUUUAGUACUAUCUUAAGCAUCACUGUAUCUACAUUACAAGUACAAAUGCUAAAAAGGAUUAUUUAUACAAAUAUGUUGAAUGAAUUGAUUUUAAGAAAGGUGCAUGAUUCUGUAGGAGCAAUGUUUUUACGUAAAAAUUGCUAACUGUAGUAUUUCUAAUUGUUCAAAGAUUUUAAAAUUCUAUUUCAGGGAGUAUAUCUUGUGUGUGUUUUGAAGGAGGUGAGUUCUGUAUGUGCCUUGUAGUACUGUAAUUUAAAAAUAGAAAUAUUUGGCUGCAGAAACUUUUUUUUUAUGAAAUGUUAGGAAGUAAAAUUUUGUGCUAACAUUAAAAUUAUAACUUUUGAAAGGUAUUAGAUUUUCCAAAAGUAAAAUAUGAUGGUUCUAAAUCAAUAAGUGUGAUAGUUUGUUUUUAACUCUUAGAACAAAUUCAGAGGAAAUGAACCUAGUUAAGUAAAAAAUCAUUUUUGAUUUUAUUACUUAAUGCUCAGAAUAUUAAGCAUUGAGUGAAUAUGUUCAGAGUUCCAUAUUUGGGGGUUUUGUUUCUCUGAGUCGUGUAUUUUACAUAAUUGUUUCUCUUUCCUAGAUUUAGAUAAAGUGUUAAAAUGCUAGAGUUUUCUUUUACCAGGAAACUGGGAACACAUCAGUUCAGUUCACAUGGGUCUUGAUUAUGUAGCACAAGAGUUAUCCCAACUGCCCACUUUCCUAAAGAUUUCAACUUAUCCAUGGAUGUUCAUUGUUCGGAAGAGUGGUCUCAUUUAUUUUGAAAACAUUUUAAGGAAAGAAUGUUCUUUGGUGAUUUGGAAUUUAUUUUUUUCCCAAGCUUUUAUGGCAGUGGUUAAAAACAGAACUCCCACCUUCAUUCCACUGCCUGCUACUUGUAACCUAUGUUCAGUCACCAGGAAGAUUAGAAAGUGAAUUGAAUUGAAAACUGAAAAUUCCUUUCAAAAUUAACUAAGAAUCCUCUUCCCUAUAAAUGAAUGAAGCAGAAGAACUUUUAUCAUUUGUUCCUAUGAGCUUUCUCUUGUCCUAGCAGUAUAAGAUAUGCUUUAUAAUUAGUUAUCCAUGGAUCAAAUAGUGAUUUAUCAGGUUAUAUCCAUCCUAGCAUGUAUUAAAAUUGGUGCUCUCAUUUCAUGCUUGGUAGAUAUUGGGCCAAGAUACUUUUAGGAACCUUCAUAAAGACAGUUUGAUUUACACAGUCUUAUAUAUAAAUGUUUUUCAUAGUUUGUGUGUGUCAUAUUGUAUGUUAAAUUUUCAGAAUGACAAUGAAAUAUGAAAUUCUGAUGCUAUUCAAAUUAUAAUGUGAUACCUAUAUUUAAAAACCUUGAUGUUCCUUAUAAAAUUUAAAAAUGAGAAGAAUUUUAUAUACUAAGUUAUCAUAUUGGUCUAUCAGGCAUAUUUCUGAUAAUUAAACUUCAGUACCUCAUUUACCAGAUUUGAAAAAAAAUUACAACCAAAAUAAUAAGCUUCAUUCAAAACCCCAUCCAACUGAAUUUUUGAAUAACUCUUUUGCUCUAAUGCUAACAGUCCUGUGACUUAAUUUCAACUCUGUUUGUUAGGCCUUUUAUUUCUCCUGUAUUUCUAACUCUACUGUUUACCUCUGACAAAUGUUUUUAUGAAAUCUGUGAGGGCUAACUAGUACAUUGCUGCCAUUCCUCUCUAGCUCCAUCCAAGAUUAUCAGUUUAAAUGAAGUAGUGUGUUGCUGCUGAAAGCAGUGCAUUAGGUUCCACUACUAACAGAAAUGAGUAAAUGGAUAUUUGAGUAUUUUCCUUUCAAAAAUACUUGUUGACACAAUGAGAAAAGUAGAAUUUUUUUCCAGAGAAAUGUGAAGAAGGAAAUGUAUGUUGUGUGGUCAUGUAAACCUGGGCAAAGUGUCUGGUAACAGGUGGCCCUUCAGCUUUGGUUCAUGAUAUUUACAUAGCUCAGCAAAUGGGAAGAAUUAUUCACUGCCUUUCUAGCUCAGUAAUCAGAGAGGCAGGUAGUGUAGAAAGAGGGAUUCCUGACUCCGGACUCCAUAUUUUCAAAUAUCAGAACUUUGGCUAUAAAGAUCCCUAAUGAAGCAUAGAGGUAUUGGGAAUUCUUGUGGAAGAUGUAAAGAGCCAAUAAUAUUAAUUUACAAUUCAGAGAACAAAAAUAUUUCAAAACUAUCUCUGUAAAGUUCAACUUUCUAAUGUUCUUUGCUCCUUUGGUUUAUUUUGAUAUACCAUCUCUUUUAAGCUAUCUUCUGAUAAGACAAGAUUGGCAGCUUAUUGUGUGCCCAGCUUAGUUUAAGAAAACAAAAUUGGCAUACAGUAAUUAUUGAAAAUCACCAUUUUGAUGUUAUGUACUUUGCUUCAGAUCUUAAUUCUCAUAUCACUUUGUAUUACUGAUUAGUUUAUGUAACAUACUAAACACAAUGCUUUUGAGUUAAGUACUUCACAUACUAUAAUUCCUAUAGGUUUUAUAUAAUACUUUAUUUAUAAAAUACUAUGAUUUAUAUAUACUUUCACCAGCUAUGUUUUUUUAAUGAGUUGAGAUUUCUAAAAUUAACUAGUAAAGUAGAAAGGAGUAAGUUAGCUCAUAUUUUACAAAAA